AUGUCGGUCAACUACAGCAGUAUGGCAUUUGAAGACAAAAAUAUUGACUACAUAGCUUCAACCCCAGUUGGACGUAAGUGAAAACCGAAGUAAACUUAUAUUUAUGUUUAGCUUCUCGAUGUAACGCUAUGUCCGUAGACCUGUCGCCAAUUCAGGAUGCUCUUGGUGGCAAGUAAGUAAUUGUUUGAGUAUUUUUACUUUUUAGUGACACACCAAGAACAGCGAAUACCACUCGGAUCUCCAACGAGUUUGUUAGGAUUCAAUCUAAAGUCCACUUUGGGUUUGUUAAGCUGGGAGAAGAAAUUGACAGGGAUUUGGACAUAUUUUCAACUGCAGACAGGAACUUGUGGGUCAAAAUACUCAGGCCAACGUCAAAUGUGUUUUCUGUAAGUUGGUAUAUGUCUUCUAAAGGUUUUUAGGUAGAAUUUACAGAAGACUUUUUAUUACAACCUGGAUCAAAACAAAGUUUUCGAUUGACCUACAAGCCUAACAAAGCCAAAGUAUGUGAUACUGAGACUUUGUUUUUAACUGUGAGCUACGACGAGCAAGGAGGAAAGAAAAUCAGGUUUAAGGUAUUACCUUUUAUCUUACGUUUAUACUUCACAAGUGGCUUUAUCUGUUGUAGAAGUUGUAUAUUUUUUGAUUGAUUUGUGAAAAGCUUGGUGUCUACAUUGUUUUGUAGGUUUGCUUAGUCGGAUUCUCCGGAAAGUCAGAAGUUGUUCCAGAAGGUCUUCCUGUUGUCGAUGGCAGCAAAUGGGAAGCCUGUAUCAAGAAUCGCCGUUCAGAAGUGACACUGAAGAAUGUUGGCAACAGAGCUGCGUUUGUUCGCAUCGUAGUGACUGAUAGUAAUGGGCAUCCUUCUGCCAAAUCUGAUAUAUGGGUGAAGCCAGAUCAGUUUAUAUUGGAUGCUUUGAACGACUGUCAAAAGGCAAGUCAUUUACUUUUGUAAGCGGGGUAACACAUGGGACAGGCAGUUGCAGCCAAUGUUCUUUUGUCUGCAAGUGGACAAUUGUGGGCAGUGAUGAUAACUAAUAUUAACCUUAUAUCCCUACCCUAAUUCUACUACUCUGUACUUUUGGGUAUGGAAAAUUACCACGUUUGUACUAGAUGAAAUUAUCGUAUUUUAUUCCCUACCAUCAAUUUAUAUUUUCAGACGGUCACUGUAAAUUUUUUAGCAGAAGAGGCUGAUGUCAAUUUGGUGAUAUAUUACGGCGAAGAGAAACAACGACUGCGAUGUAGAAAGUAAGUGUAAAUAUCGUUUACAGAGCAUCUUGUUGUGUUCAAAGAAGUUAGUAUUACAGUAACAGAGUGUAACAAUGUAUAAUUACCUUUUUUUGACAAAAAAUUUUAUGUUAUUGUUUGUGUAGGUAAUAAGUGUUUUGAUGUUAUAGAUACAUGCAAAUGCGACAAAUUACCGGUGGGUUUACUGUAGAAGCCUUUGACGUUAUGGCGCUGAAAGUUAGUGGCAGUCGGCUAUUAGAAUGUGACAGUGAACAUCUGAGUAGUGAAGACAAACGAGUUCUGGCUCAAGACAUGAACAUGUUGACGAUAAAGUUGGUUAAGGAGGCUGAAGACUCUUUCGACGAAGACUCUACUCUCACUAAUACCACCAUGUUGUUCACAAACUCUGAGGUCCGCUUGAAGCCUGCUAGGUUUUUGAAUGCUGAUGUUGAUGUAGUGGACGACGAUCUGGAUACAUGCAUAAACCAGUUGCAAAUGAAAAACUAA
This is a messenger RNA of Bursaphelenchus okinawaensis, 1728 nucleotides long. NCBI's taxonomy places the organism in Eukaryota, Metazoa, Nematoda, Chromadorea, Rhabditida, Aphelenchoididae. The record is from the annotation of a GenBank genome assembly.